Messenger RNA from Pyrenophora tritici-repentis Pt-1C-BFP, 1506 nucleotides. Its product is annotated as SrmB, Superfamily II DNA and RNA helicase. Gene Ontology annotation, molecular function: RNA helicase activity; ATP binding; mRNA binding. Gene Ontology annotation, cellular component: catalytic step 2 spliceosome; nucleolus. NCBI's taxonomy places the organism in Eukaryota, Fungi, Ascomycota, Dothideomycetes, Pleosporales, Pleosporaceae. The record is from RefSeq and is a predicted model, not a curated record.
AGGUCUUGACAGUGAACGGUGAUUUUGCAAUAUCCACCCAGCGCACACGACCAAACUACACACAAAAUGGCCGACGGAAUAGACAGAAAUGCCGACGAUAAGAUGGAGUUCUCCACCUCCAAGGAGGUCACGGUAGCGCCGACGUUUGAGGCGAUGCACCUGAAGGAGAACCUGCUGCGCGGCAUCUACGCCUACGGAUACGAGUCGCCUUCAGCAGUGCAGUCACGUGCUAUUGUACAGGUCUGCAAAGGUCGCGAUACCAUUGCACAGGCGCAGUCGGGAACGGGAAAGACGGCAACUUUCUCCAUUUCCAUCCUCCAGGUUAUCGAUACAGCAGUGCGCGAGACACAGGCACUUGUUCUUUCGCCUACCCGCGAACUUGCAACCCAAAUCCAGUCGGUCAUCAUGGGUCUCGGCGACUAUAUGAACGUACAGUGCCACGCCUGCAUUGGAGGAACAAACGUGGGCGAGGAUAUCCGCAAACUCGACUAUGGUCAGCACGUCGUCUCUGGAACACCAGGACGUGUUGCUGACAUGAUUCGCCGCCGCAACCUCCGCACACGCAACAUCAAGAUGCUCGUUCUCGACGAAGCCGAUGAGCUCCUCAACCGAGGAUUUCGCGAACAAAUCUACGACGUUUACCGCUACCUGCCACCCGCCACACAAGUCGUUGUAGUCUCCGCCACACUCCCAUACGAUGUGCUUGAGAUGACGACCAAGUUCAUGACGGAUCCUGUGCGCAUUCUCGUUAAGCGCGACGAACUGACGCUCGAGGGUCUCAAACAGUACUUCAUCGCCAUUGAAAAGGAGGAGUGGAAGUUUGACACUCUCUGCGAUCUUUACGACACACUUACCAUUACACAGGCCGUCAUCUUCUGCAACACCCGACGCAAGGUGGACUGGCUGACCGACAAGAUGCGCGAGGCCAACUUUACUGUAUCCUCAAUGCACGGAGAUAUGCCUCAGAGGGAGCGAGACAGCAUUAUGCAAGACUUCCGCCAGGCUAACUCGCGCGUGCUGAUCUCGACCGAUGUGUGGGCUCGUGGUAUAGACGUUCAACAAGUAUCGCUGGUCAUCAACUAUGAUCUUCCGUCGAACCGCGAGAACUACAUUCACAGGAUUGGUCGAAGCGGUCGAUUCGGACGCAAGGGUGUGGCCAUCAACUUUGUCACCCAGGACGACGUGCGCAUUCUCCGCGACAUUGAGCUCUACUACUCUACUCAGAUCGAUGAGAUGCCCAUGAACGUUGCCGAUCUCCUGGCGUAGAGGCACAUAGGAAGCUGUUUUGCACAAUAUCUGUCCAGAAUGUUGGGUAUAUCCAAAUGCUAGCAUCGGCCUAUUGAGGGCAUGCACGGGCGGCGCUGAAGUACAGCGCUCGUUUCGAGGGAAUGUAUGUGGAGGAAGGGGCUACAUAGCCAAGCAAACUAAAUUGGAACAUAUACCCAUUGACGUACUCAAUUUUCAACGAUCUCAAUGAACAAUUCCCGCCCCUGUUGGCGACUCACC